AUGAUCGAUAACUGUGAGCCUAAUGAUGCUGAAAUGGAGGCUCAUUUAGAUCUUCAAGCUCAAUCAGAUGUGAUUGAGUACAACAUAGUGGACUCAAAAAUAGAGGGAACUUCAGCGGCUCAGAGCAUUGAGGUUGCCAUAGAUAUGGCUGGAAUUAUGGUGAAGGUGCAUUGGAAAUCCCUUCUUCAGGAGGCCGAAGCCCAUGUCGAGGUCUUGAAAACUCUCCAAGAUGAGGUGGUUGAUCUGAAGCGCGCGCUUCUUACUCCGAAUUGGGUAUCUAUCUCAAGUGGUCUAUGGAUGAUCAAUUGUCUUCCUGUGAGUGAUUCAGGUUGGUGGUCGGAUGUAGACGAUGUUCUUUGA
Molecule: messenger RNA, 360 nt
Organism: Vicia faba (fava bean)
Lineage: Eukaryota; Viridiplantae; Streptophyta; Magnoliopsida; Fabales; Fabaceae
Source: the annotation of a GenBank genome assembly